Cuscuta campestris is the source of this 2158-nucleotide messenger RNA. Lineage: Eukaryota; Viridiplantae; Streptophyta; Magnoliopsida; Solanales; Convolvulaceae. The record is from the annotation of a GenBank genome assembly.
AACUUUUCCUUUUUCCUUUCUUCUUCCCUCUUCCGCACUUCAUUACUUCCUCCCCCGACAUCAUCCACGUACCCAUUUCCCUGAUCUUGAAUCUCCGAUCAAUCUAAAGUAAGGUCAGGGAGAGAAAAUUAACACAGUUCUAGGUUCGAGCAGGCACCAAAGCGCCAAAGCCAAAGCCUUUUCAUCUAAUCAAUUUUGCGUCUUUCAAAAACAUUGAUUUUCUUCUAGCUGAAACCUGGGCUAGGAAAGCCCUAAUUUUUCUAGGGUUUAUGCUAGGAAAGUUUUCGUUUUUCUUUCCACAGGUGGAGUUAUGUGCGUGUGACAUGUAUAAGGGAUUAUACUUGUCGGUGUCUUAGGGUUGUACAAUUGGGCGGGCAGCUGAGGUGCUGUGGCGAUGGACGGAAGAAGGAUAUCGGCCAGUCCGCGGCCGUGCUCUGGGCGGCGCGUGCUGGCCAAGAAGCGACCUCGGGGUGUCAUGGAUGGGUUCGUCAACAGCGUCAAGAAGCUCCAAAGGAGGGAAAUUUCAUCCAAGCGUGACCGAGCUUUUAGCAUGAGCGAUGCUCAGGAGCGAUUCCGCAACAUCCGGCUACAGGAGGAAUAUGAUACUCAUGAUCCUAAGGGACAUUGUGACAUGAUACUCCCAUUUCUGAAGAAAAGGUCAAAAAUAAUUGAGAUAGUUGCCGCAUGUGAUAUUGUCUUUGCGCUUGCACAGUCUGGUGUGUGUGCUGCAUUUAGCCGAGAGACCAACCAGAGGAUAUGUUUUCUGAAUAUCUGCCCAGAUGAAGUGAUACGGAGUUUGUUUUACAAUAAAAAUAAUGAUUCCCUCAUCACUGUUUCAGUGUAUGCUUUGGAUAAUUUUAGCUCCUUGAAGUGCCGCACCACCAGGAUUGAAUACAUAAGAAGGGGAAAACCAGAUGCCGGGUUUGCACUUUUUGAGUCAGAGUCAUUGAAGUGGCCUGGUUUCGUGGAGUUUGAUGAUGUAAAUGGAAAAGUCCUAACCUACUCUGCCCAGGACAGCAUAUACAAGGUGUUUGACCUGAAGAAUUAUACAAUGUUGUAUUCCAUAUCAGAUAAAAAUGUACAAGAGAUUAAAAUAAGUCCAGGAAUCAUGCUAUUGAUAUUUGCUAAGGCUAGUUGCUAUGUUCCCCUUAAGAUUCUGUCCAUUGAAGAUGGGACUGAACUCAAAUCUUUCAACCAUCUUCUUCAUCGGAACAAAAAGGUGGAUUUCAUAGAACAGUUCAAUGAGAAAUUACUUGUCAAGCAAGAGAAUGAAAAUCUUCAGAUUCUUGAUGUUCGUAAUGAUGAGUUAACAGAAGUUAGUAGGACUGAGUUCAUGACCCCAUCGGCAUUCAUUUUUCUGUACGAGAACCAGCUGUUCUUGACAUUCAGAAACAGAACGGUUGCUGUUUGGAACUUCAGAGGCGAGCUAGUGACAUCAUUUGAGGACCACCUUUUGUGGCAUCCUGAUUGUAAUACUAACAACAUUUACAUUACUAGUGAUCAGGACCUUAUCAUCUCAUACUGCAAGGCUGAUUCUUAUGACCCCCUAACCGAAGGAAAUGCAGGAUCUAUCAAUAUAAGCAAUAUCUUGACAGGGAAGUGCCUUGCAAAGAUCAAAGCAACUGAUGAUGCCGCGAGGGAUGAUUGCAGUUGUAGUACUGCCCGUUGUAAUGGCAGGAACUGUAAAUCCAAGAGAGUACGAGCGGCAGAAAGAAUUAGGAGCACUGUUGCAGAAGCUCUGGAUGACAUCACUGCCCUCUUUUAUGAUGAAGACCGCAACGAGAUCUACACCGGAAACAGGUGUGGGCUGGUUCAUGUGUGGUCUAACUGAACAUUUUCUGGUAUGUUUCAUUUACUGUAUUUUUUUUGGUUAAAAAUUUGACUCGAGUGACGAUUUGUGAUACCUAGUGUUGUAAUUGCGUGUCUUUGUAAUCUAAAGCAAUUUAGACGCUCUAAUGCGGUUGAGCUGUACUAUUAAAAAAAAGCGUAUUUGUCUUGUUUGUGAUUCCCAAUGUUGUAAGUGUGAGCCAUACACAGAUUGAAAUAUUUGGCAAUCUAUUGUAAACAGUGUGUUAGUUUUUGUUUGGGGAUCUUGUGAUUGCUUGAAAAAUAUUGCUCCAUGAACACCAACUUUUCAACCUAUUACAUCAUUAGGGUU